AAUAAGUCUGUCUUUUACUAUUAGGAGAAAAAUGUGAGGUCAAGUUGAUCUUGUUUGUUUGAAAUUUCUAAUCAUCCUUGUCGCGGCGGGCAAAGGGCAGUGAUAAAACCAGGGGAUAAAACUAUAGCGGUUGCGAAUCUUAGAGCGACACUAAAUUUAAUGACGUGGAGAGACAGACCAUGGCACGUUUCAUUUUCAUGCUUGUUUUGAUCGUCGUCGCCGCCCUGGCCAACGAACCUUCGACCAAGGUUGAAGAGCAUAACGAGAAGCAGAUACAAUGUUCCAACGCUAUCAACGACCGACUGGACCAACUAGCCAAAAUUGUCAACGAGACCAACGAUCAGGUUGUGGAGUUGCGGAAGCUGGUGGAGCAGCAUUUCAAAUCAUCCAAUGCGACCGACAAACCUGGCCAACAAGACUUAACAGUCAACCAGACUCAAGAUCAGAACAUAAAGAAGGAUUAAUAAAAUGGCUUGCAAAUUUUCAGUUGAAUGACAGAUGCAAUAAAAUUGUACGAACUCAAAACUUGACGACAUUGCCAAACGGGAAGAAGUAUUUCUUUUCAUACCCAACGCAUCUGUAUGAAGCAAAUUGGACACAGGCUAACGAGAUAUGCACUCGUCAAAUGGGGAUGAAUUUGGCCACGAUUAAGGACCAGGCUGAUUUUGAUGCUAUUUGGAAUGAGGCGAAAACAAUUCAGAAUAAUGGUUGGUGGUUAUCAGCAAGAAAAUAUACCAAAGGUGAUGGACAUACUGACUUUUACUGGCAUGAUCAAACCUUACUAGCAGAAAGUAACCAUGGAGCGUGGAGACUCAUCCAACCUGGUGGAGAGUGUGUCUAUAUUUACACUCCUGCCGGCGUUAAAAAAUUUUCUGCCACUGUCUGCAAUACCGUAUGGUAUUUUGUAUGUGAACUGCCUGCUGAUUGUUAUUGACGAGACAAUGUUACUAAAUUUUAAAAUUAUUAGAGAUAUCAAAUUUCAUGUUCAAAUAAUUAAAAAUUACAUCUCAAUGACAUGUGAAUCUAAUAGCUGAGUUAAAAAAAAAUAUGUAUAAUAAAUCAAUUUGAUAUACCC
Molecule: messenger RNA, 1075 nt
Organism: Neocloeon triangulifer
Lineage: Eukaryota; Metazoa; Arthropoda; Insecta; Ephemeroptera; Baetidae
Exons: 7
Coding region: 278-934 (218 amino acids)
Source: RefSeq, a predicted model, not a curated record